AUGGAUAAGUUUUGUGUGUGUUUAGUUCUGGUGGCGUGUGCUCUAGCCACUGUGGAAUCAUACAGUACCGGAGUACCCAGAAAAGGAUGUAAUUUAAAGAAACCAUACCAUAUACGGAGAAAUUUUACUGACUGGAAUUGGGAAUAUGCUCCUCAAUUUUCGACGCCACCGUUUCGUAUAUUAACAAAUACUACAGUUAUAAAGCCUGGUGAUGCUGUGGAAGUGACAAUUUCACCAAAGACGAGACAAGAUGCCUUCAAAGGGUUCUUCUUACAAGUUGUUCCCGAGAAGAGUUUGUUCGACUUUCCGCGCGGGACGUGGACAGCGGACGGUAUGGCACGCCCCUUCCGGUGUCAAAUGGUGGACGGCGACAGCAUCAGUCACGCGAACAGUCGCUGGAAAGGAAACAUUACAAUGAUAUGGCACGCGCCAACCGAAUUCAAGGAUUUAGAGGACAAUCUGGUUGUUAGAGGUUCUAUUGUCCGUACAUAUGACGAAUACUGGGAAAGUGUCCAAUCAAAACCUUUGAUGAUAGAUCAAAUUAAAGACUCUCCCGCCAAAAGUGAUCUUCUUGCCCAGCUGGCGAAGGAGUUCGGGAGUGACAAGGCAGAACAGUUAUUGGCCAUUUUAGAGGUGAAGGUCAUGGAGGAUGACUUAGCGGGAAUAACCUCUUCCUUAACGGCCAAUACUGGGACGAGCAGCGCCACAGGUGGUGCUACUGGUGGCGCUACUGGUGGCGCGACAGUUAGCGCCACCACCACUGCGCCUCCACCUACCACGCCCCCACCACCAUCAACCAACGUUAACAACAAAAUAGAAGAGGUGGCUGACGGAGAUGAAGGAUUGCUAUCGAAGGUCACUGGACUUGUCAAGAACCCUAGCAUUCUAAAUACAGUGAAGGGCCUUAUGGGAGGAGGCAGCAGCGACAGUGGAGGCUUAGGCGGAUUGGCCAGUCUAGCAGGAAGCGUCCUUGGAGGCGGUGGCGGCGGUGGACUUCUAUCCAGCAUGCUUGGUGGAGGAGGAGGAGGAGGCGGUGGUCUGGGUGGACUUACUAGUUUGAUUCCAAUGCUCGGAGCCGGUAAGAUGUUGUCCGGUAUGCUCGGAGGGGGAGGAGGCGGUGGAGGGGGAGGGCUACUUUCGUCUAUCCUUGGAGGAGGUAGCAGCAGAGAUGACGAUGAUAUGUAUGGAGGCUACGCGGGUAUGCAAGGAGGCAUGUUUUCCGGACAGCAAGGCAUGAUGGGAGGAUCUUCCCAAGGUAUGCUUGGAGGUGGCCAAGGAAUGAUGGGAUUGGGAGGAGGGAGCGGAGCGUCAUCUGGUGGUAACCCAUUAGCAAGCAUUCUGGGUAACCCUGGCGCUAUGGCAGGUAUAUCGUCAAUGCUGCAAAAUAUGGGAGGAUCGUCACCAGGAUCAAGUAUAGGGGGAGGAGCAGGAGGCGGUGGAAGUCUCAUGAGUAUGCUUGGAAUAUCAGAUCCAUCAGGAGGAGGGGAUUCAAGCAGGCCAAGACCGGAGCUGUUGGAAAAUUCUCAAGGUACAAGAGCCCAGCCAGGACCUAACGCUGGUCUGAAUAACGCACUCUCUCAGGUGAUGGGCAUGCUUGGAGGCUCAAGUGGGUCCGGCGGUCGGUCCAAUAGCGCCUCCUCCCAGUGGUCGAACCAGGGCCAGAACCAGCAAUAUCAACAGGGAGGAUAUUAUCCCCAGCAACAACAGUAUCCACAACAGCAAUACCAGCAGGGCCCUUACUAUUCACAAGGUCAACAAAAUGGUAAUCAGUGGGGUAACCAGUGGCAACAGAACGGAAAUCAAUGGGGUAAUCAGCCGGGAUAUAACGGAAAUCAGUGGGGUAACCAAGGAUCAAACGGUAAUCAGUGGGGUAACCAGGGAAACCAAGGACCUAACGGUAACCAGUGGGGUAAUCAAGGAAACCAAGGAUCUAACGGCAAUCAGUGGGGUAGCCAGGGAUCCGGUGGAAAUCAGUGGGGUAAUCAAGGAAACCAAGGAUUUAACGGUAAUCAGUGGGGUAACCAGGCAACCCAAGGAUCUAACGGCAAUCAGUGGGGUAACCAGGGAUCCGGUGGAAAUCAGUGGGGUAACCAAGGAAAUCAAGGACCAAACGGAAAUCAGUGGAGUAACCAAGGGAGUCCGGCGCAGCCCUCGGGACCUGGCGGUAAUCCGUGGGGAAAUCAAGGACCACCCUCUGGAAAUCAAGUUGACAAUGGCGGACAACAGAACGCGUUUAAUUUUCAAUUUAGCAACCCAGAUCAGUCAAACCAAAAUGGUUUCCAGCAACCAAAUAGUAACAGCCAACCCGAUCCAAACCUAUCGGGUGGUGGAUUUGGCCUUGGUGGGAAUACUGGUCCUGCAGGAGUCAUGCCUAUGCAACCAGCAAACAACAUUCAAGACCCUGCACCACCUCCGCCAUCUGGCGGUGGCAGUGGUUUCCCUUCAGGUGGUGCAUUGGAUAACCUCCUCAAUGGCGACAGUUCAUCUGGUGGUGGAUUAGACCUGAAUGGCCUGUUGAACGGCAAUGGCGGAGGACUCGGUGACCUCUUUGGAGGAAGUUCGAGUGGUGGUGGUGGUGGUGGUGGUGGGGGAUUGCCCGAUUUGUCAAGUGUCCUCGGGAGUGAUGGUAAAAUAGAUGCAGGUAAUGUACAAAAUCUCCUAAAUGACCCAGGUGUUAUGAAUCAAGUGUCCGGAAUGUUAGGAUCACUUGGAGGCGGAGACGCUGGUGGAAUAGGGAACAUGCUCGGAGAAUUAAUGGGGGAUGGUGGCGGAGGCCUGCAGGACAUGCUCGGAGGACUUAUGGGCGAAGAUGGAGGCGGGCUUCAGGAUAUGCUUGGAGGCUUGAUGGGAGGGGGAGGAGGAGGAGGGGGCGGUGGAAUGGACUUAGGUGGUAUCAUGGGAAUGUUAGGUUAA
This is a messenger RNA of Ylistrum balloti, 2913 nucleotides long. RefSeq names its product PE-PGRS family protein PE_PGRS3-like. Bases 1 to 2913 code for a protein of 970 amino acids. The transcript has 5 exons. The record is from RefSeq and is a predicted model, not a curated record. Gene Ontology annotation, molecular function: oxidoreductase activity, acting on metal ions. NCBI's taxonomy places the organism in Eukaryota, Metazoa, Mollusca, Bivalvia, Pectinida, Pectinidae.